GCCGUGCUUUUUGUGAUGCACAAAAGAAUGAAAUGUAACAUUCUUUUUGGGACGGAAGAGUACAAAUUAACCAUAAAUAAAAAAUAAAAAGAGAGAGGAUAAGAACCUGGCGAGUCACUGUGUCCCUCCCGAGCUCAUAACUCGCGCUGCUAUGGAGUCAACCUUGCUCGCAGCACAAUCAACAAUGUGUCUUGCAUCAGUCUCCAAAUCGCUGAAGUUCUAUUCGCUGCCGUUAGUUUCUCACUCCCAGUUCCGUUUCUCUGCGAAUCAGGCGAGUCAAUUCGUGCUUCUGAGCCGGCUUGCUCGGGCCCGUCUCAGAUCGAUUUAUUCGGGGAGGAGCUUGAUAUCGGGAGAUUUGAAUCGCGUUCGAUGGGAACUGCGGUGUAUCUCCAGCUCUGCGGAAAGUGCGGCUCCCUUUGCUGCGGGAGAUGGAGGAAACGGUGGUUUUCGUGGAAGUGAGGGCGGCGAUGGCGGUGGCGGUGGAGGCGCGCCGGAGGGGGGCGAGGAGAACCCUAAUGUGAUUGCAGCCGCCGGAGAAGAUGCGUCUGGUUUAUCUUCUGAUGUCAUCAUACUUGACGUCUCUGGAAUGACAUGCGGAGGAUGCGCCGCAAGGGUGAAAAGGAUUUUGGAAAGCCAACCUCAUGUUUCUUCAGCUAGUGUUAAUCUUACUACAGAGACAGCAGUUGUAUGGCCUGUAUCUGAAGCAAAAGCUGUUCCUAACUGGCAAAAGCAGCUGGGGGAGGAACUUGCAAAACAUUUGACAAGUUGUGGAUUUGAAACCAAUAUCCGAGGGGAGGGAGCUAUCGAAGGAGAAACCCCAUCAUGAAAUCAAAGAUUUGUUUGUAAUGAGAAACCAUUCUCCUUCAUGGUGACUUGGCGGCUAGUAGUGGUGAUUUUUUUGAAGGAAGACAUUGAUGAACUCGGGAAGCCUAUGCAUUAUGGACAAGUAGAGAAAUUUUUACGAAUUUAAGUCAACAAAACCUAUCGCUCCCACUGAAUGGUUUUCUGUUUUAAAAUGUUAGACACUUUCUAGCUCAUGAUGGGCAUGCUGUCUUGUCCAUCACCUUUCUUAUUUUGUUCUCCAGUGUAGUGGCUGAAUAAUACUUCCUACAUUCGGUAGCUACGUGUGGGUGUAAUUCUCUUGUUGUAUCACUUGUAUGUGCAAUGAUUUGAAGCAUGUUUUCUGUGAAACCUUUGGAACAUCUUGAUAUACGGACGUCCUUCUCAUUGUGGUUA
This is a messenger RNA of Cuscuta campestris, 1236 nucleotides long. The record is from the annotation of a GenBank genome assembly. NCBI's taxonomy places the organism in Eukaryota, Viridiplantae, Streptophyta, Magnoliopsida, Solanales, Convolvulaceae.